Molecule: messenger RNA, 1449 nt
Organism: Debaryomyces fabryi
Lineage: Eukaryota; Fungi; Ascomycota; Pichiomycetes; Serinales; Debaryomycetaceae
Exons: 1
Coding region: 1-1449 (482 amino acids)
Biological process (GO): phosphoenolpyruvate transmembrane import into Golgi lumen
Cellular component (GO): endoplasmic reticulum; Golgi apparatus
Molecular function (GO): antiporter activity; phosphoenolpyruvate transmembrane transporter activity
Source: RefSeq, a predicted model, not a curated record
AUGUCUACAUUGUCACUGGUGAUUCCUCCUAUCUCGAUCAAAACGAUUUUAACGUGUUUAUUAUGGUACCUGAUAUCAUCUAUAACGUCGCAAUUGACAAAGCUUAUAUUGGUGAAGUUUACAUAUCCAUUAUUCUUGAGUCAAUUCCAAUUUCUUAUUAGCACAUUGUUGGCAUUUGCUUUUAUUUCUAUUGCAAGGAAGUUUCCAGAUGUACAACAGCAUUUUCCAUUGGGAAGUUUGCCAAAUAAUCCUAGCAAACCAAUUUUUGAUAAGAGCAUUUUGAUUGCAGUAUUGCCAUUAGGUAUUUUUCAAUUUACAGGUAAGUACUUCUCAUUGAAUGCUACAUCAUUGAUACCGUUGUCAACAGUAUCAAGCAUAAAGGCGUUAUCACCAUUGUUGAUUGUAGCUGGCUAUAGAGUGAUAUACAAUGUGAAAUUUCCAUUUAUAACUUAUCUUUCAUUAACACCUUUAGUUGGAGGGGUAGUGUUGAUCAUUGCAUCCGAAUCAAUGAAUAAUAGUCCUGGGUCUAAAAGUACUUUAUUAAGGAACGACGAGGACGAAUUUGAUUAUAAAAAAAUAAAAGGGUUUGUUUUUUGUCUUAUAAGUACUAUAGUAUUUGCUGCACAAAGUAUUUAUGGAAAAAAAUUGUUUACCUGGAACAGUAGUUCAACUAAUAACAAUCCAGCUUCUUUGGCACUCAAUACCGAAGCAAGCAAGCCGGGAACUCCAGCUUUGGAGCAAAAUUUUGCAUUUUCACCACCAGAUAAUAAAUUUUUUGAUUUUAGCCCCAAGAAAUCUAAAAAGUUUAUCAGGCAGAGAACAAAUUCAAUAAAAUUACCAUUUUCUACCUCAGAUUUAAGGCUUGAUGAAAAGAAUGAAGAGAUUGGCCGUCAGCAACUUCCAUAUACUAGAGCUGUACAAAAUAAUGAUACAAUAACUAAUCCGUUUGCAUCUUUCACGAAUGAUUCGUUAGGAGAUAAUAAUAAUAAACCUGAUAGAAUGACUACAAUAUUCUAUUGUUCAAUGAUUGGGUUCUUUUUCUCUUUCGGUGGAUUCAUCGUAAAUGAACUUUCUAGCAUUUUUAAAGAACUUACCGAUCCGGUAGAAAGUCUUACCAAUAUUCCAAACCAAACGACAGACUUUGUAACGGUUCUAUGCUUAAUAUUCCUAGAUUCAUUAUCACAUUUCUCGCAAAUGAUAUUGGCAUUCCAUUUACUAGGUCUGAUUCCUGCGUUAUCAUACUCAAUUGCCUCUAUGAUGAAGAGAAUCGUUAUAAUUACUGUUAGUAUAAUCUUGGCAAUUGGUUCGACGCAACCACACGAAAGAGAUAGUUCUAAGUGGUUUGGUAAAAUAAACACGCAACAGCUCUAUGGUUUGAUAUUAAUUGCUAUCGGACUAUAUUGCUAUGAUAGAUGGGGCUCAAGAAGUCUAAAAGCCAAUCGAAUUUGA